Molecule: messenger RNA, 4500 nt
Organism: Aspergillus melleus
Lineage: Eukaryota; Fungi; Ascomycota; Eurotiomycetes; Eurotiales; Aspergillaceae
Product: nucleoporin
Exons: 2
Coding region: 131-4336 (1401 amino acids)
Biological process (GO): RNA export from nucleus; protein import into nucleus
Cellular component (GO): nuclear pore inner ring
Molecular function (GO): structural constituent of nuclear pore
Source: RefSeq, a predicted model, not a curated record
CCCCAAACAGCCUCCUUACUUCCUUUCUAAAGAAGAAAUCGGUAACAUUAAUGCAAUUUUUGUUAACGAGGGCUUGGCAUCUCAAAUUGCCAACCCUGCGGCCUUCUCGUGGGGUUUAGUUCUACACACGAUGAGGGAACUCGCUCUUACUGAAAAGGAAACUCGAGAGCUGGAGCAAUUCCACAGUGCAAUUGAUUCGUUCCAGUCAAAUACACCCCAUGCUGGUGAAGGAGCUUCUGACACCUCUCUGUACGAGGAGUUACUCGACUGUGUGCGGACACCCAAAUAUACAACGGAUGAAUCAAUUGAUAUCCUCACAUCCGAGACUGUCAAAAAUUCGGCGGUCGAUGCUAUCAUCUCAUUGGCGACAAGCCUUGGAUCUACGUCCGCAGUUGACGAUGCAUUCACCAAUCAGUGGACUCGAGCGGCGCUGUUAGACCUUAUUCGAACUGCCCUGAUAUACAUGGAUUAUUCCCCUGAGGUUGUGGAAUCGGUGUUAGCAAUACUCUCUGGGCCAUCCGCAGAAUCUUCCUGGCUCCCGAACACCCUCCCAGCUCAGCCCAGUGACCCACGAUCUAUCUUCAGGAAAGAUGAUGUCCUGAUGAACAACAUCUUUCGGGUAGCUCGUUCACGAUUUCCGUACGAAAUGGUGCCAUUUUUGAGAUUGUGCAGGGCCCUCAUCAGCAAAGACAUCGUUAACGAAGAGGGUCUCCCCGACCUCAUUAAUGAAUUAGAAAGCAUGGAAACAUUCACGCAAAUGGUUCCUGCUACCUUUCAAGGAUAUGAGACGAUUCGCGAAGACGAGAACGCAAACCUCGUUAGACUUGCUCAGUCGCUUCCAAUGAUAGGCUCGGCUGCUCACCAUGAAAUUCCGGAUUAUCAGCCUAGUAAUGCUUUGGUUGUUACCGGCUCGUCUCAAGUCCCCGCUGCGACAAUUGGCCAAGUGGUGUCUGAAUCUAAACCCGCGGUUGUUAUGUGGCAGCACGAGUACUCCUGCCUAAGCUAUCUCGGAAGUUGGCUUGAGCAAUGGAAUGAAAGCGGAGGGUCUUUGACCGAAGGGGGUGAAGAUGCUAGCGCAGAGGCCAUAGGAUUGCUAGCAGAUCUUCUCGUCGCCACCAGGGAAACCCAAAGGGACAAUGAUUCUGGCGCCAAGAGGAUCCUGGAGCUUGCCAGUGAUGGACUGGCUCGUCAAAGCGAUAUAAUUUCCGUGAUCUUUGAGAUCUUCGAGCGCAAUCUCUCCAGCAUGAGCACCAAGACUGGGUCGGACAGUGUUUUGGAAUCCACUAUAGCCUGUUUGCGUUUCAUCUGCGCGCUGAUUACGGUUUUGCCUGGCAGGGUCUGGCCUUUACUUUGCCGAAGUGACUUGCUCGGUUCCGAUGGCAAGGGGGGUAUCAUGACCGUUAUCGUUUCUGGAUUAGAGGUAACGUCGGGUGAUUAUCCUUUCCUUCUUGCCUGUAUCCGUCUAUUCGAGGCCGUCGUGGACGAUGCUGCCUCUCGUGCCAUACUGAGGAAGAGCCCCAACACCAUGGGUGGCAAGAUAAUGGCUGUUUCCGACUGGACUUCUGGUGUCCCGUCCCAUAUGAUGAGAGGCGCUUUGCUCAACUUCGUUCGGCCAAUGGUCGAAGUCUACAACAGCAGCAUCAAUUGGCGGUUCAAUAAGCCGGAGCAGAGGUUUGACCUCAAUGCCGCCCUAGCAAAGGCGUUCGAACGAAUCCUUUACUUCGUCUAUGGGGCCAACGAUACGUCUAAGCUUGAAACAAAAGCAACUGGCAUUUUCUCCUCCUCGGCGACUUAUUUACUAGAUGUUCUUCGCCCUCGUUCUGCUGCCGAUCUCCCAUUCAACCCAAUCCUUAGGCUUGUUGUUGAUGGCCUCCAAACACCUCCCACGCUAUACCUUCGAUACUUGACACUGGUUGAAAGCCAGGUAGUAUCAACUUUGGAGCUCUCAACCAGACUUUUGCAAGCAGCCCAGCUGGUCGAGAGUCCUCCAUCAUUGCUAGAAGAACAGCUUUUCAAGGCGACUCCGGUUCUUGUAAAGUUGUAUGCGCUUCACGAUGCAUACCGAUCCCCGGUUAUCUCAUUGUUGAUUACCUUGGUAUCGGGAGCUGCUCUGGACCCGGCGAACGAACCACCGUCUCUAGUUGGUCAUCUAGGAGCCGAAUCAUCUUGCCUCUUCUUAGACGUCUUAUCCCAGUUCGACAAGCCUCUAAGUGAUCGAGGCUUGCAGUUGGCAGUGUGGCACAUGCUGUCAGCUUUGGUCAGCAAGCGCCAACAAUGGCUUGCUGUCUACAUUCUUACCGGCUCUUCUCCUCGACAGACGUUGAAGAAGACAAUUGCUAGCCAGAGGGCCCCAGCAAUGAGAGGGGCGCCAUUCUUGAAGAUGGCUCUCGACAUGCUUACCAACAUCGAACAAUUAGAACCCCAAAUUUCACUCGCAUUGCUGGAGUUUGUCUCUCAGGCGCAAGAAAAUUGGCCUUGGGCAACCUUCGAACUUCAGAAGCAUUCGCAGUUCUUCAACAGCAUUGUGCAUUAUGUCUCUAAGCUAAAUAUUUCUUCCUUGCCUGUGGGAGAGCAAAUCUUUGCCACUCAGAUUGCAGCUGUUGUUGCCGACCUUUUCGCGGUCUACCUCCAUUCUGCCAAAGAGAUGCGGGACCGAACAUUACACAAGACGCUAAUUCCGUUGGUUUCCUGGUAUGCUAAGGGUGCUGUCGAGGUUUCAAGAUAUAAUGCAUCUCUACACGCCAAUUUGAGGAGGAAUUUUGAGAUGCGAUACCCUGGGUGCAAAUUGGCCGACUUCAAACGAACGCAAUUACAGCCCCGCUCGUUAGGCAAAGAGUACUGCUACGACAUCCACCUGGGCGAGAAGCUUCUUUCGUAUGACUUUGCCUGGGCCGGCACACGAAACCAAGGGUUUGCUCAGGAGUUUGAACGGGCCAAUCUCAAUCUGUCUCUAGUCGAGGCUCAAGUGCGACUGCUUCAUAGCUGGAAGUUCUUUGCCACGGAGCACUGUGUCGAUUUCAUGGUCGACCGUGAAAUCAAGAGAUCGAUGGCCCUAGUUGCUCAGAGUUGCCUAGAAGCCAACACCGCCGUUACCCCCCAGGAAGCAAUUUUCGAAAAGGUUCAACAGACACGGGUGGAUUUCGCCCAGGUACUGGUCCAGCGGCUCGUUGAGACUGAAGCAAAAGGCUCCGAGGUAUUCGGCUUGCUCGCGGUCGUCUGGGAAGCACUACGCAGUCGCCGCGCAACGUAUGAGGAGGCGCUCAUUCAUGACGACACCGAUUAUUACCGAUCGUUGCUCAAUGUCCUAUUCCUCGCUCUCCAGUUCCACCAUGACCUGCCUAGUCGACCAGUCCCUGAAACCCUCAGCAAGAAGGCCGAAAUCUCAUCUGACCUAGGACUGGUCGUUGAAGUCGUGAAAACGGUGGUUGCUCAAGGGUUCAAGUCUUUGACGACGUAUCUGCACGAGCAGCCUGACAAGUGCACGCCCAAGGACUUUGCCAUUCUCACGGCCAUUUUACAGAGUUGCUUGCAAGUGAAGAACGUCGACCGCUUGUUCGAGCACAUUGUCUACCACAUCGCCGACAACGACAUAGCUCGCCAUGCGACCGCCUUGUUCUCGUGGGCCGAUCAGCUGGCAGUCGCCGGCGAUCCUGUCUAUGGCGACCUCAGUAUCUCUUUCCUCGUCAAACUCUCUACCAUACCCAUGCUGGCUGAACACCUCGCCGUCGAGGCGAUCCUGGCCAGACUCUCCACAUGUCGGUUGACGAACCUCCUCCGACAACCCCAAGGUUUCGGACCGUUGGACCCCGUCCCCCGGAUCUAUUCGAUCUGGACCAACGGUUUCCUUCCACUGUGCCUGAAUCUCCUCUUCCACGUCAUCCGCACGGCGCCCGAGGUUGCCGCGUUCCUCAACCAAUUCGAGGGCCAGCUCACGCGCGCCUCCGAGUCAUUUUCCGCCGGGCGCAAAGCCAUCUCGACAGCCACCACCACGCGCCACAAGAUCACUUCAAGCAUGGCGUCGGAGGCCUACUCGCUGGCCCUGAUAUCUUUCAUUCUCGGUCGAUUCCGCGAAGCCGGACCCAGUGCGGGCGUGGAUGCCGACGCGAUCCAGGACCUCCGGUGGGACAAGGCCCAGGUCAAGGAGGACAUCGAGGAGCUACUGGAGCGCCGAUCGAGCCUUCGGGGCCGAAUCGUCGCCACCAGCGACAAAGAGGUGGAACUGCUACGACAGAAGCCGGCGGAUGCUGCCUCGGGCGCGGAGAACCGACUGGAGGAGAAAAUCGUGAAUGAAUUGAAGGCGGCCCUGGUGUGCCUUGGGGGAGAGGAGGCGUCAUAAUGAUUGAUCAUGUUCAAGCCAUAUUUGUUUUCUUAUUUUCCUGUAUGUUUUCCCUUGGUGAAGGGAAUGCUCUCUAUAAAAAAAUUAGCAUCGUUUGCGAUCGGGCAAUUGGUUUAGGGGGUGUAGAAUUCACUUAUUCUUUGUUAAUCAGAUUACAUAUACAG